Messenger RNA from Mycena indigotica, 1653 nucleotides. RefSeq names its product DBF4-type domain-containing protein. Gene Ontology annotation, biological process: positive regulation of nuclear cell cycle DNA replication; regulation of cell cycle phase transition. Gene Ontology annotation, cellular component: Dbf4-dependent protein kinase complex; nucleus. Gene Ontology annotation, molecular function: zinc ion binding; nucleic acid binding; protein serine/threonine kinase activator activity. The record is from RefSeq and is a predicted model, not a curated record. Bases 1 to 1653 code for a protein of 550 amino acids. The transcript is spliced from 4 exons. Lineage: Eukaryota; Fungi; Basidiomycota; Agaricomycetes; Agaricales; Mycenaceae.
AUGGCCACCCUCCGAAGGACACAUCCACCGCUAUCAGCCAAACGACCGCGCUCCCCAGACCAUUCCAUCGAAAACGUUUCCAAACGACUCAAGGGAACCACAACACAACGUGACAAAGAGGCCGACAAAGACAAGGCUCGCCGACAUGCUGAGCGAGAGCAACAGCGUCUCGAGUUCAAGGAAAAGUAUAGCAAGGCAUUUCCGAACUGGAGAUUCUAUAUAGAUGCAGACAAUAUUCUCUCAGACGCGUCGUCUAUCAAGCAAACAGUGGCCAAGAUACGACAGCUGGGAGGGUCCAUCGAGAAUUUCUUUUCUAACACCAUAACCCAUUUCAUCACCGACCAACCAACUACCACCGACAUCUUGCCCUCCGCCAACAAGGAAAACGACGUGCCGCGCAAUCGACUCCGAAGUCCUAUUAAGCUUAGGGGGCAGCAACAAACUCCCGACGAUAUACCUGCACCACUGGAAGAUCUGAUAUCCAAGGCCAAAAGCUUCGAUAACACGAAGAUAUGGACGCUGGCCAAGCUGAAUAGCGUCUUGGACCGAUGUCUUGAUGUCGUAGGACAACACGCACCACCACUAGUUCCUGUGCCACAGCGGUCUCUCUCUCGUCUGCUACAAACUGAACGUCUACAUGGCACGACAGAGCGCGACCCCAACCAAAGGCGCCACAAUUACAAGUAUUUCAAUCGGAAUACCUACUUCAUGCUGGUGGAAGAUCUGAAAGAAGAAUUGGCCCCGAUUGCGAUUCAGGAAUACGUGAUACCCAAAGGCCGCGACUCUCAAAACGCAAAGGUUCCUUGGCCAGUUCUCUAUUGCCAUCCCCAGUCACGAGGGCCGUUCUUGCCAUUCGACGACAAGGAGAAGCGACGAUGGGAGAAAUCACAACGGGAUAAGGAGGACGUGGACCAACGCGAGGCCGUUCACAAGGAAAAAAUGAAACGAAUGAUGAAGCAGAGUGCUGAGGCCCAUUGGAGAGCCUGCAAUCAAGCCGGAGACUUGCGACGUUCAGCUUCGAUGAAUAAUAUGCAUCGACGAGCCCUUGAAGAGCAGCAAUUGGUUGAUCUCGAUGCUGACUUUGGCGAUUCCGCACAUCCAGGCGGGAACGUUGCUGCUUCGGGCAACAGUGUUGGCAUCACCUCUACUACUGGCACUACUUCUACGACAGGAAUUCCGAUUAUCAACUCUUUACCACUCGCUCUCCGUAGCCGCCCACAGGUCCUUACCUCACGCAAAUCGGCGGUCGCAAGACCAACCGGUGGCGAUAUGGGGCCACCCACCGCGUUUCCUAGCAGGCAACCCAUGCUCAAGAAAAGUCGCAGUACCAAUACGAUGAGGCUUCCAAAAAGAGAGGAGGGCAGUAAGCCGGGAUAUUGCGAGUCUUGUCGGACCAAAUUCGACGAUUUCAACAAGCAUAUUACUGGACGGAAGCAUCGCAAGUUUGCUGCCGACGACAACAACUUCUUGGAGCUCGAUAUGGUGCUAGCCAGAGUCAAGCGCCGCACUCGCGAAGAGACUGACCGGGAGGACUUCAACUGGCAACGGAAAUGUGCCGAACCUCGCAGUGCGGACGAAGAUGAUGAUGAACUUCUUCUGCGAGAGUCACAACCAGAGCUCUUCAACGGUGCUUUAGUGGACUUGGAUUUAUAA